AUGAUAUUUCUAGUAUCUAUAAUUCAAGUUACUAACAUUCUAUUUCAAAAGAAAUCAGUAGAUCCAUGGAAAUCAUUCGUUGCUGGAGGUACGGCUGGGGCAAUUGAAGGUGUUAUUACAUAUCCUUUUGAAUUUGCUAAGACUAGAUUACAAUUGAUUUCUAAAAGUUCAACAGCAUCAAGAAACCCAUUAGUUUUAAUUUAUAAUGUUGCAAAAACUCAAGGUGUAUCUUCAUUAUAUGUUGGAUGUCCUGCAUUUGUUGUUGGAAAUACUCUUAAAGCAUCAGUUAGAUUUCUUGGGUUUGAUCUGAUUAAAAAUGUAUUACUGGAUAAAAACGGCAAAUUAUCAGGUCCAAGAGGGGUUAUUGCUGGGUUAGGUGCUGGGUUAUUGGAAUCAGUUGUUGCUGUGACUCCAUUUGAAGCUAUUAAAACCGCUUUAAUUGAUGAUAAACAACUGCCAAAUCCAAAAUAUCAAAAUGGUAUAGUACGAGGAUCAAUUAAAUUGGUCCGUGAUAUGGGGUUCAAAGGAAUAUAUGCUGGGGUUGUUCCUGUUUCUAUGAGACAAGCUGCUAAUCAAGCUGUUAGAUUAGGAAGUUAUAAUGCCAUGAAAACUAUGAUUCAACAAGCUUCAGGUCAAAAACCAACAGAUCCGUUGAGUUCAGGUACAACUUUUGCUGUUGGUGCUUUAGCUGGUAUUAUCACUGUGUAUACAACAAUGCCAAUUGAUACUGUCAAAACUAGAAUGCAAGCCUUGGGUGCUGAUAAAUUGUAUACUUCUACUUUGAAUUGUUUUGUUAAGAUAUUUAAACAAGAAGGGUUAUUGACUUUCUGGAAAGGUGCUACCCCAAGAUUAGGAAGAUUGGUAUUAUCUGGAGGUAUUGUUUUCUUAUGUUAUGAAAAGAUCAUGAUAUUGCUUAACUAG
This is a messenger RNA of Candida tropicalis MYA-3404, 921 nucleotides long. RefSeq names its product Ctp1p (gene CTP1). The record is from RefSeq and is a predicted model, not a curated record. NCBI's taxonomy places the organism in Eukaryota, Fungi, Ascomycota, Pichiomycetes, Serinales, Debaryomycetaceae. Gene Ontology annotation, biological process: mitochondrial citrate transmembrane transport. Gene Ontology annotation, molecular function: tricarboxylate secondary active transmembrane transporter activity. The transcript has a single exon. The coding region runs from base 1 to 921 and encodes 306 amino acids.